Aureobasidium subglaciale EXF-2481 is the source of this 1722-nucleotide messenger RNA. RefSeq lists its product as uncharacterized. Bases 106 to 1488 code for a protein of 460 amino acids. The transcript has a single exon. Lineage: Eukaryota; Fungi; Ascomycota; Dothideomycetes; Dothideales; Saccotheciaceae. The record is from RefSeq and is a predicted model, not a curated record.
UUCACAUGUAGAUAGUAUCGUCCCGCGUAGGUCAAAUUUAGGUUGCUAUAUUAAUGCAUCAUCCGCUCCUCAACAUCUCGUCCAUCUGAUACAGAACCACGCAAGAUGGCUCGUCCACCUUAUCUCUUUGUCCAACCCUCCCAUAUUCUGGCAAUACGAUCCAUACCAGCAGUGGAGAAUUGCAUUGUCGAUAUGGCUCUACGUUUCGUCAUGCUUGGUCGCAUCUACACUGCUCGCCAAUUCAUAGAACUUCUGCAUUCGCGUCCGCUUCUACAGACUCUCGACCUUGCAGGCCUACGUGCUUUGGUCCCUUUCUGGCGUUUAUCGGCAUUCCCUACCGGUAUCCCACAGUAUAUGAGGACGGAUGCCUACUUCAGGGAAUACAUAAAAGACAAAGAAGAACAAGGAUUACAAUGGCCAGUCUACGUCAAGCAAGAGCAACGUACGGAGAACGAAGCCGGUAUAGCUGCAAUCUUGUCACCUGAACAUGACAUCCCUCAUUACUACAAAACAUCGGGUGCCAGAGUCGCCUUAGAGAUUGCGGUCAAGCUCGCCGAGGAACGUGGCAUAGAUCCAAUCGUUGACUCCAAGGUCCAAGAGAUUCUCGGCAAGCUUACAGAAAAUUACUCUCACGAGGACAGAGAUCUGGACCUUAUCGACUCCCCGCGCUGCUGGUCGUUAUUCACGUCUGGAGCUGUGGCUAAAAAAUGGGACCUAAGUGAUCAAAAACUCGACGCUCAAGCUGCUGAUCUCCUUGAAGCAGCGCGACAGCGUUAUUGGCGCGAGCCCUCAUCAUCGAGUCCGGCAUCUAUAUCCGAGCUUCUCCGGUCGUGUAACGAUGAUUCUGUGGCAAGGUCUGACGAAUACUGGAUUGAAGCAGGUGAAGAGAAGCCUCAAUCACUCUACUCACCACCCGCCACUGAGGAAGACAUUGCCAACCUUGAAGCGCGACUCAAGGUCAACUUACCGGAAGACUUCAAAGAGUUUCUACGCACCAGCAAUGGAUUUGGCGGGAUCUGGAACGGCUAUGGUCCUGACCCUCCUAUUCUUUCCACUGAUGAAAUAGACUGGUUCGAAUCUAGAGAGUACGAAACAGAGUACUGCCAAUUGGAAUUACCCUCUUCCGUCACUGAGCUUCGAGAUACCCUGGCAUACAAAGAUGACGAUCUCGACCCUCCUCUGUUUGAAGACGUCAUCCGUAUAGCCAGCUAUGAUAUUGACGAUUUGUGGCUCGUUCCUCCCGAGUUGAUGCAACGAACGCGUGAGCACUACAAAAAGCUGUAUGCCGUUGUUGAUGACAAUGGAAAACGAACUAUCGAGCGUGCGAUCGAUAACUUCGCUGGCAGUUGGGAAGAUUGGGAGAAGCUAGAUUGGGGUUGUGUGUACUGCGCGCGUGGUGGCGGCAACGGAUGGGGUAUCUACAAGAGUUUCAAAGCAUGGUUGGAAGAUUCAGCUUUCAGCGCAAGGAACGAUGGUCAAGUACCGUAGGUCAUUGUGGUCGCUUCAAGGCAAUCCAUGGUUACAUGUAUAAGACCAAGUCAGUAGUUGAUAGAUGUGGUUCGUCUGUUUCGAUUGCGCCUUCAUUGUUCAACGCUACUGUGGGUUCAUCACGAAGCACUUUCUUUGCUUUCUCUAUUCGUGCUCGAUCCUUCGCGGGUGUUACCCAGCAUAUCCAAGGCUUUCUGUAACAGGAGAAACUUCCGGAAGCGACAGCAUUGUCAC